This is a messenger RNA of Suhomyces tanzawaensis NRRL Y-17324, 1503 nucleotides long. RefSeq names its product putative GTPase (gene MTG2). NCBI's taxonomy places the organism in Eukaryota, Fungi, Ascomycota, Pichiomycetes, Serinales, Debaryomycetaceae. The record is from RefSeq and is a predicted model, not a curated record. Gene Ontology annotation, cellular component: mitochondrion. Gene Ontology annotation, molecular function: GTP binding; GTPase activity; magnesium ion binding. The transcript has a single exon. The coding region runs from base 1 to 1503 and encodes 500 amino acids.
AUGGCCGAGCCCAUCACCAAUUAUGUGAUCCACACAGAAGAAGAGCUCAAGACCAAUCCCGAGUACGAAGGAUUGCCGACAGGGACGGUUGUUCACGGCGAUGAAACCAUCAAAUUCAGCGAGUUGGGUGUGGAUGAAGAUGGUCUUAGUGCCAGACUCUUGUCGCUCAGUGAAUACUUCUUUGGUAACUUGCACCAUACCCACCACGUCUUCUACAACACCGUCAACACCUUGUCAAAACAAGGGAAGAAAACCGAGAACAGAACGUUUAUUGACCUCAAAGUCAUUCGUGCCAAAAGUGGGCGCGGAGGCAAUGGGUGUGUGUCCUUCUUCAGAGACGCCAACAGGCCAGUAGGACCGCCAGACGGAGGUGACGGAGGCGACGGAGGCGACGUAUUCAUCAGCGUGGUGAAUCGGAAUAUGAGCUCGUUGCACAAGAUCAAACGGACCUACGAGGCCAAAAACGGUACUCCAGGCAAAGGCAGCCAGCUUGACGGAGCUGUGGGCGAGGAUGUGAUCAUAGAAGUACCUGUGGGGACCACUAUCCGGUGGAUCCCCGACCCCAUGGUGCUUAAGAAGUAUUUGUACCGCAGAGAAGGCCAACAGCUCGAUGAUAUCAAGCUUGAAUUGAAAUGCGACGACAAAAACCAGAUCCAAUUGCACCGCAGUGGGUACGAGCCAGGCGAGGGCUGGUCGUUCAAGGAGAACGACGAAGAGUACUACCGGUCGAGAGAAUUCUUCACCGACCUCAACAAGCGGGUCACCGAGCACGACCACGAGCUUGUGGUGGAGGAGUUCAGACAGGACAAGUUUCCGUUGGUAGGCAUCGAUUUCGACAAGCCCACCAAGCGUCCUAUUCCGUUGCUCAGAGGGGGAAGAGGCGGGAUGGGCAACAUGCAUUUUUUGACCAAGGAUAUCCGAAACCCCAGGUUUAGUAAGCGUGGAAGAGAAGGUAUCACAUCGUUCUUUCUUCUUGAGUUAAAGCUUAUUGCCGAUUUAGGGUUGGUGGGGCUCCCCAACGCAGGAAAGUCAACCUUAUUGCGAGCGAUUUCCCGGGCGAGACCAAGGGUUGGCCACUGGGAAUUCACCACCUUGCAACCCACUGUGGGAACCAUUUUCACCUCCAUAGAUAAGGACCCGUUUACGGUGGCCGAUAUUCCCGGGAUCAUCAAGGGGGCUUCCCAGAACAAGGGUAUGGGUCUAGACUUCUUGAGACACAUCGAGCGGUCGGGCGGAUUGGUGUUUGUGGUUUCGCUCGAGAAGCCGAACCCGGUGGAGGACUUGAAGGUAUUGUUGGAGGAGGUGGGAGAGAAGAGAAUGCGGGACAAGAAGGUUUUGGUGGUGGCCACCAAGGCGGACUUGAGUGAAACUGGAGCCGAAUAUGGUCUGUUGAAGCAGUUUGUGGAGAGCGAAGAAGGCUGGAAGAUCGUGCCUGUGUGUGCAGAAAGAGGAGAGAAUAUCGAGCGGUGUAUCAGGUUGAUGGGCGAGAUCGCAUAUCAGUAG